AGCGAAUCAUCUGUUACUCCAAUGUGAAAAUCAGUCUGAAUCUCAAGGUGUUAUCAGGCAGAACUGUUUGAUAAGUUUCAAUAGUUUUAUUAUCUAUAACCUAUUUGACUUUGUUGUUCUUUGCAAUCUAAUAGUGUCUUUUGUUGGGUUUUGUUAAAUUAUUUGCAUUAUUCACUAACUUUGAACUAUCUCAACAUUUCAAUCAUGGCUUGUAAAGUUGGAAGAUUGGUUACCAAAGACUCUGCUUUGUUUAUAUGUGAUAUCCAGGAAAAGUUUCGUAACAUGAUUCAAUUUUUUCCUGGUAUCUGUGAAGUUUCUUCCAGACUUUUGAAAGCUGCUAAAAUUUUAGAUGUGCCUGUUGUUGUUACCGAACAAUAUCCUCAAGGUUUAGGCAAUACGGUUCAAGAAAUUGGAUUAGCCAAUUAUCCUGAUAUUAAAACUAUUACCAAGACUCAAUUCUCUAUGAUGGUUCCUGAAGUCGUGGAUUUAUUGUCUAAACAACACUCAAAUGUUAAAUCGGUCAUUUUAUGUGGUAUUGAGGCUCACGUAUGUGUCCAAGGAACUUGUCUCCAUCUCUUAGAAAGAGGAUUCGAUGUUCAUCUGGUUGUUGAUGGUAUCUCUUCAAGAUCCAACGUUGACAGAAUGUUUGCUUUUGAUCGAAUGAAAUCAGCUGGAGCUUGGUUGACUACUAGUGAAGCUGUGAUUUUAGGACUAGUUGGUGACGCUUCUCAUCCACAUUUCAAAGCAUGUCAGAAACUAAUUAUUAACCCACCACCUGAUACCGGAUUAAGUAGCCUGUUUUCAUCUAAAAUAUGAAUUCAUAUCUGAUUUGAACAUCAGUCCAUUCUCAAUUUUCAGAUUUACCUGUGGAUCUUUCCUUCUUAUCAAAGAAAAGCUCCAAAUCUUUGGUUUGUUAGUCUUAAGAUUCUACCUUGUCUGAAACAAAUCAUGGACAAACUUGCAGCACCGAACUCAAUAUAAUAUCUAAUUUAAAUGAUAUAUCUUUUUUUGAUUCAAAUUAUGGCAAAUCUAAGUAGUAACAAACCUAGUGGAAUUAAGUGAGUUUAUAGUCGAAUUGAAGCUUUUGCGAUUUUUGACUAGAAUAACUAACUUUCCCAUGCAAUUUCAAGAAUUCAUGUAUCUUGUAAAAUCAGCAAUAUCCUUUGUAUCUGUCCCAAAACUUGAUUGUUACCUUGUUCAAAUUUUAUAUAAAUUGUUUAUUUUCGUCUUUCACUAAAACUAUUUUCAUAUUUGUCUAUUAAGUAUGUAUCCGUAGAUUUGCCUUA
Molecule: messenger RNA, 1286 nt
Organism: Tetranychus urticae (two-spotted spider mite)
Lineage: Eukaryota; Metazoa; Arthropoda; Arachnida; Trombidiformes; Tetranychidae
Product: isochorismatase domain-containing protein 2
Source: RefSeq, a predicted model, not a curated record